AUGGCCGGAUAUGCGUUGAAAAGAUUGAUGACUGAAUAUAAAGAAAUCACCACCCGACCUCCAGAGGGAAUUAUUGCGGCACCAGUUGAUGAGGACAAUUUUUUCGAAUGGGAAUGUCUUAUCACUGGUCCUGAAGAUACUUGUUUCGCAAAUGGAGUCUUCCCGGCUCGUAUCACUUUUCCACAAGAUUACCCUCUCAGCCCACCAAAAAUGAGAUUCACGUGCGGAAUUUUUCAUCCAAAUAUUUAUUCGGAUGGUCGCGUCUGCAUUUCUAUUCUUCAUGCACCCGGAGACGAUCCAACUGGAUACGAAGCUUCUAAUGAGCGUUGGAGUCCAGUUCAAUCAAUUGAGAAAAUCCUUUUGAGUGUCGUCAGUAUGCUUGCGGAGCCAAACGAUGAAUCGCCUGCAAAUGUCAGUGCUGCAAAAAUGUGGCGAGAGGACCGAGUGCAGUUUGAGAAGAUCGCCGAUCAGCUUGUGCGUAAAACCUUAUGCCUUCCCGCCGCAGAAGAAUAA
Caenorhabditis bovis is the source of this 513-nucleotide messenger RNA. NCBI's taxonomy places the organism in Eukaryota, Metazoa, Nematoda, Chromadorea, Rhabditida, Rhabditidae. The record is from the annotation of a GenBank genome assembly.